AUGGAUGCCGUAGAGGACCGGGAACUGAAGCUCCAGCGAGCUUCUGGUGAUCUUCUCACCGAGUUCUCGGAGAAGCUGCCGUCGUUGUUGUGGAGAUCUGAAAAUGGAACCCCUCUCCGCACCCCACGCAAAUGGGCACCAGUGUCCAAGACAGAGAAACUUGUCUCCCUCCUCGAGCCUUUUCAAGAAUGGCCUCAACUUUUGGACCCGCAUCUGCAGAAGCUUCUGCCUCCCCUAGUGGAUGCAUUCCUGGCAUAUUUAAUCAGACAUCGCAGCCAAUAUGCUUCUCAAGCCACGAAGAAAUCUCGAAAUACAAGUACUUAUUCCCUGCCGAAAGCUAUCUGCAGGUUACUAUAUACUUUUUGCAAGGUCCGUGGAGUCAAAGUGAUUAGCCGAUUUCUCAAUAACGAGCCGAAAUAUCUUGAUUCCAUGCUGCGGGCUUUCGUGGAUUGGGACAGCAUGCCUGCUCCGGAAGUAACUGAAGAUUCUUUGACUUUAGAAUCAAAUCACUUACAGUGGGAAGAACGAUAUGUUAUGCUUGUCUGGCUCGCACAUCUCCUGCUUGCGCCGUUUGACCUGUCUUCGCUAUCCUCGGACGACAUCCCCAUUCCUUACGACAACCUAGAUCAGCUGGGUGAUGUUUCGAGUGACACUCCGAUGAUCGCUAGGUCUGUACUUUCCCUAGCACUUCAUUACAUUAAUGUUCCCGGGAAAGAGCGCGAAGCAGCCACAGCGCUGUUGGCAAGACUCGUGCUUCGUGGAGACAUGCAAGCGCUUGGGCUACUGACCGGUCUAACUGACUGGUCAUUUUCGAUUUUGAGUUCAACAGACAAUAGGGAGGCCCCUUCUGUCUAUUCUUGCAUCGGCGUUCUCUCUUUCAUCGCCCGUUUGGCUGGAUCCGGCCAGGUGGAGGACUUUGCUCCCCUUCUGCAAACAGUUUUUCAGCAGACAAUCGGUGUAUCACAAGGAAGCACAAGUAUCUCUACUAUCAUCCAGUCCUCUGCGAUUGCUCGCAAAAUUGUUGUCAAGAUUCUUCGCAAUAUCACAGUCAUGGCUUUGUCGUUGAGUGAGAGGGAAGAUAGUAGUAUUGAUGAUGACCAACUCUCUGCUAUUUUGGAAGAUGCCAUAGAUCAUUUUCUCGUUUCACUCGCAGAUAAGGACACGCCUGUGCGAUUUGCUGCGAGUAAAGCUCUUAGUAUAAUCACUUUGAAACUGGAUCCAGAUAUGGGAACUGAAGUCAUCGAAGCUGUUAUCGGCUCUCUCGGCGAGAACAUUCUCUAUGAAAAGGAUGAUGGCAGUUUGAUGACUCCAUUCGAAGCACGAAAUGCUGGACUUGAUUCGCUCAAGCGCAAUAUGAGUGGUGUUGAUGCGCAGCGGUGGCAGGGUCUUAUGCUUACGUUAUCGCAUCUACUAUUUCGUCGGGCACCUCCUACGCAACAACUGCCUGAAGUCCUUCAAUCACUUGUGUCCGGCCUUACCUUCGAACAGAGAUCAUCAACUGGUAGUUCUGUCGGAACUGGUGUUCGUGAUGCUGCUUGCUUCGGUGUCUGGGCGUUGUCUCGAAAAUACACAACCUCUGAACUACAAGCGCUGCAACUCCAGAUAAUCCCUUCACUUUCUGGCAAAUCUGAAGUUGGCGUCUUGCAAAAGCUAGCCGUGGAGCUUGUUUGCUCUGCUUGUAUGGAUCCCUCUGGAAAUAUUCGACGUGGUGCUUCCGCGGCCUUGCAAGAAUUGAUUGGGCGCCACCCAAACAUGAUUGUCGAGGGCAUUCCUCUUGUACAGGUCGUAGAUUACCAUGCAGUUGCGCGGCGCUCUCGUGCCAUGGUAGAUGUGGCGAAGGCUACCACUUGUUUGGAUAUGGUUUACUGGAGUCCACUUCUAGAGGCCUUGAUGGAAUGGAGAGGUACUGGCUCGCCUGAUGCAGAGUCAAGGCGACAGGCAGCCAAAUCCAUUGGAUCGUUGAGUACACAGGGGGGUUUUAAGACACUGAACUUGGCUCUUACACGACUGUUAGAUAAGUUUCCUCGUAUUCCUCGGAGUGAUGUGGAGUGCCGACACGGAUUUCUGUUAUCCAUCGCUACUACAGUUGAUGCUUAUCUCACCGAGUGGAACGCGUCACCAGGAAUAAGAGAUACAUUGGAAGGAAAAGAAGUAUCUGCAAAGGUUGUUAAGCUGUGGGAUAUCUUUGAUUCCCCCUUCAGCCCUACAGACAAUGAUUUGAAACUUCAAAGUUCUCGUCCUGAAUUAACAGCAGAAGCGUCGUCUUGCUUGAUUGCUUCCCUUUGUCGAGCGAUGAGCUCAGCUGGUCUUUCCCCGCCGUCGGAAGGUUUGAUCGACCGCGUUCUUCACAUUUUAUCAUUGUGCAUUUCCCGGAAUGAGGAUAUAUCGAUUCAAACAUCGUCAGAUGCACUUUCCGUAAUAUUCCCACUUCUUUCACCUGCGAAACAGGAUAUAACUGUUCAGGCAUGGUUUUCACACCUCCGUGUGUCAUCAAGGUCGCCAGGUGGCCGUGGUCAAAUCCUAGCUCUGGGUGCUGUUUUCAAACAGCUUGAAGGUCAAGAUCAAUUGCAACAAAGUAUCGUCACGGAAUUAAUUCGGAGCGCCGCAGCGGAGGAGCUCAUCGAAAAACGUGUAUCUGCUGUGAAAUGCUUUGCUACUGGCAUUGUGCCACACACUGGCAAUCAUUCUCCUCUCAUUAAAAUAAUUGCGAAUAAUCUGUUGGGAUUUCUGAAUGAUUAUACCACCGAUCGAAGAGGUGAUAUUGGAUCAUUGAUUCGCGUUGAAGCAAUCCAAGCUACAAGGGCUCUUCAGCCCAAACUUUCGCAGGGUUCUCCUAUCGUUUUCGAACUCACCAAGUGCCUUUGUCGACUUGCAUGCGAGAAGCUUGACAAGGUCAGACUACAGGCAUCGCUUUGCUUACAGGACUGUUAUUGGGAUGCAGUACAAUUGAAUCCCUUCCAUAAGCGCUUCGAACAUAUUAGUGAUGUUUCUUCUCGAGAGUACUUCUUCCAACUGCUUGCAUCAUGGAGCCAAGAAUGGAUACGCCUUCCGCUACUAAAGGGAUUAGCUACAUCUGCAGUUGCUGGUGCAGAAGGUCUUGUCCGCUCGUCGCGAGCGGCGAUAAUUCAAUUCUUCAAUUCGCACAGUGCACAAGCAGACCCCAACAUUUUGAUUGAAUUCCUACAGGUAUUAUCCGCCACUCUAAGCGAAAAUCUCCCAGACGACCGAUACGCAAUACCUAUUAUUGAGUUCAUGGCUUUCUUGGUAGACAGCUACCACUCCAUGGCUGCUGGCCCUAAUGAGUCGAAUCCUGUUUUCCGGAACGUUUUUACUCUCGUCCAGAAGGCCCACUUUCGGUCUUCAAAUAUAGCCCGCCUAGAGGCUGCAGUUAAGCUCUAUGCAGUGCUAUUAGAGAUUGAGCCUUUACGAGAGGAUAUAUUGAAGAAGUUGACGGCCCUGCUACUACAUCCUUACCCUAGGGUUCGCUCAAGUGCAGCAGAAUAUCUUUACACGAUGACUAAUUCCGAAACUAUCAAGUAUGAGGAUUGGUCUGCAUCUCCCAAGGAAUUGAAAGAGAAGGUUGAUGGCGUUCGAAGUGCCUUAACACGUAACUAG
Messenger RNA from Penicillium angulare, 3615 nucleotides. Its product is annotated as tubulin-specific chaperone D. The record is from RefSeq and is a predicted model, not a curated record. The coding region runs from base 1 to 3615 and encodes 1204 amino acids. Gene Ontology annotation, biological process: microtubule cytoskeleton organization; post-chaperonin tubulin folding pathway; tubulin complex assembly. Gene Ontology annotation, molecular function: beta-tubulin binding; GTPase activator activity. The transcript is spliced from 5 exons. NCBI's taxonomy places the organism in Eukaryota, Fungi, Ascomycota, Eurotiomycetes, Eurotiales, Aspergillaceae.